Messenger RNA from Patella vulgata (common limpet), 429 nucleotides. Its product is annotated as follistatin-related protein 3. NCBI's taxonomy places the organism in Eukaryota, Metazoa, Mollusca, Gastropoda, Patellidae. Gene Ontology annotation, biological process: cell differentiation; multicellular organism development. The transcript is spliced from 3 exons. Bases 1 to 429 code for a protein of 142 amino acids. The record is from RefSeq and is a predicted model, not a curated record. Gene Ontology annotation, molecular function: protein binding.
AUGCUUUCUAUAUUUUUAGUUGCUGCCAAUUGUCAGUUUAGUGGCCACUUCGGAUCUUUCUAUUGUAGAAUAUUAUCAAACAGAGACUGUGACUUGGAUCCUAAAGACUUGCAGUGUGGUACAGAUGGUGUUACCUACGAUAACCAAUGUUACUAUACUAAAGCUAGAUGUCAAGGGAUUCAUGCAGACAUAGCCCAUUAUGGUAGCUGUACACCAACCAGCAAUAACCAGACCUUGCCUGGUUUUGAUGGUGAUCAAGCAGUUUUAGAUUAUCUCUGUGUUCAACUUUCACAUCAGGAAUGUCCAACAACGGUUGAUGAAGUCUGUGCAUCAGAUAAUGUCACUUAUCAAAACUUGUGUGAAUUUGAGAAACAAAGAUGUACACACCGAACCCUGCACAUUAAAUCACAAGGCGCUUGUUCGUCUUAG